Phaeodactylum tricornutum CCAP 1055/1 is the source of this 3069-nucleotide messenger RNA. RefSeq lists its product with no specific name. The coding region runs from base 1 to 3069 and encodes 1022 amino acids. NCBI's taxonomy places the organism in Eukaryota, Bacillariophyta, Bacillariophyceae, Surirellales, Neidiaceae. The record is from RefSeq and is a predicted model, not a curated record. The transcript has a single exon.
AUGGUGGUUGCGGAGGAAGGUAUUGAGAAACAGCCCGCGCUAUCCGCCGUCAACUGCAAUCAGCUGCAGCAGAAAGCCGAAGAGCAUUCAAAAGAUAAUUUAGACGCGCAACGAAAUCAUGACAAUUCAUUCUGCCAGGACGAAGUGAAUGGCGCCACACAAGCAAUGAUACAUCCCGUUACAACGGCAUUGUUAAAGCGUUUGGAACGAGAUUUUGAACAAGCAGGAAAACGCACAGUCCGUGAUUGUUUGCGUUCCAAAAUUCUACCUUGUGCACCUGUACAAAGCUUGAUCCAGUCGCUUCUCUCGGGAUCGGGCAGUAGUGAAAAUGGCAGCGAAUCUCUCACACAAACUACUAAUUUUAUCACGGCGCACGACUUACAUGAUUCUCAUGUGGCCAUUCUCAACUCCUAUCUGCACAGUAUCAAAGACGAUGCGCUGUACCACGAGAACUCGACCAACAACACGCAUGGAAAAACAAGUCUUAUGAAGCCUUCUAUUUGGUUUAUCUCACGAUUUGCCACGGUGACGCGGUUUUUGCAAUUCUUGUUUGAAUUGCUGAAGGUCGGCGUCAACCCGGAUCCAAACUUUCUUCCUUUCGAUCGUGCACAAGUACAGAAAUGGAUUUUGGAAGAGCUCAAAGCCUUGCUCGAUGUAACUCAGAGUUUGAUGGUCAGGGCGGAUACCAAAAUUCAUAUCGAGAAUGCUUCCUGGGCAGACUGUUACGAUUCAGACACGACUCAGCACUGGAACGCCUUUCAGGUGGGAGCAUUUGUUUUCGGCUCCGUAACAAGGCUUGACCACUACGCCCGCUCUAGUCCGCCCAUGAUUUCACCAUUAUGGAAAGGUCUAUGCGACCUUGUCACGGCGGUAAAGUCGUCCUCCAGUGAUCCAAUUUGUCACUCGUGGUUACCGGCUGGGUUGCUAUGCCCUGCGUUAUACGCAUUGCACAGCUAUUUGGAAGAGGGCUUGCGACCAUUGUUAGAAGCCAUUCAAGCGGCUGUGUUCCAUAAUGAGAUCCCAUCUCAGCCGCAAUUUCAGCUGCAGCUGCGAAUCUUCUCCUUUCUGACAGGACGUGUCUUGACGCUGCUGGAACAUUUGCCACUGAUCGACCCCCAGGAUGAUUGGCAAUCGGCAGUUAUUAGGAACAUGUUUGACGUACUGGUAACGCUGAGAGGACUGGAGCCAUUUUUGCAGACACAGAUGGGUAUAGAUCUACCUUAUCCGGAGCAUUUGGUACCUCUCACAGAAAAGGCACGGCGUGGACUGGAGUCUUUGCUUUGGACCCAAGUGGGAAAGGAGAGACAAAAUAACUGUAGCAGCAAUGCUGGCCGGAGUCUACAGAUUUCUACAGUCGAGAGUUCUUUAUUUCGCUCGGGUGAAAGUGCAUCGGCUCCAUCCCUGUGUAACGUCUCUCUUGCAUUUGGCCAAAUUUUGGUGUACCAUGACAUUUUAGAAAACGGAUUGACAAAAGAGUUUGCGAAGGAUCAUUUACUCAUGUCGGUGCGUGUUUGCCGACAGCUUCUAUUCUUUUCCUGGCCUUUGUGUUUUAGCGCCUUUCUUGGUGAAGCAUCAAGGUCCCUCCACGAUGUAAUACUGCGAACUACACGACUCGUAUCGCAAACUUUGUGGUGCUGUGAGCGAUCCGAUUAUUUCUGCCGGAAUGAGGACACAUGUCGAGCCCAAUUUUACAGCGUUUUGGUGAAAUGGCUGUGUCCAGUCUUCCCCCAGUGUGAAAAAAGUGAUACAGCAAUGCUCUCAAGAGCAAUACAAAAUCCAUGGACACAAGAAGUUACAGUUACAAUCAUUGCGCUGCACGCAUCAGCGAUCGGAGAAAGCAUUCCGCCGAGUGACGAAUCACUGGUCACGUUGCUAAUCAAGGUUCUGUUUGAUCUGCGGACUAGAGCGGAAUUGAGGGCCAAUGUGGCCUCGGUACUGUUCCGAUUGUGGGGUACUGAUAACAUAGGUUUGAAGUUUCAAAUGGAAAAGCUCUUGCGGGAGGAAUACCAGGCACUGCGCCAAAAAUAUUGUCAGGCAAAGCGAAAACGAAAGCGUCGACCGUCCAAAUUGGUGUCUUUGCAGCUCAUGACAAUUGUGACUGGUUUCCUCCAGGAGAUUCAAUUGCCGAUGAGGAGUCCGUCUGAAUUUAUUGCACGUCUGUCUCCACGAAUAAGUUACCAAGCACUCAUGGAUGCGGUGGUGGUCAUUGAAAAGUCGCAUCCUUUUUCACCUCGUGAACUUGAACCUCUGGUGCAAUCGUGUGUAAAAGCUUGGACACGGAUCGAGAAGUCUUCGAGAGGCCGACGCAGACGGUUCGUUGCAUUCGUUGCUAUAGUAAUGAGAAUUUUCUACGAAAACGUGGAGGAGACCUGUGGGGGUUCGAGCACGAUAGUCCUUGCAUUGAUUGAGCUUGUCAGACUAUGCACAAGUCCAAAAUGCUUAAAAGAGGUCUCUCGCGCCGAUCAGCCUUAUUCAAUCACAGUAUUUGGUGCUGCUCGGUUACUUGGGGUGCUGGGACAGGUUUUAACUCCAAAAACAUCACAAGUUGUCCUGCAAAAUUUGACGGAAUCGUUUCACCGGCUGUUGUCGAUUAAGUUUUGGCCAAUGCAAUUAUUUGCCAUGACGGCUUUGGUUCGUUUCGCUUCUAGCAUUCCUUCCAGAUACAAAAAUCUUUUGCCGAAUUGCGUCCCGUCUUCAAUGCAAAAGCUUUUGCAAUGUCGCUUACAAUGUUCAGUACUUGGUGGUAGUUGUGACAACAAACCAAGACGAUGGCUGCAUUGGCAAGUCGCUCAAGAACUUUACAAGUUGACAGUUCCCCCAGACAAACUAGAAAACAAGAGAGUUUUCCCGUCCUCUUCCUCAUUUUCUGUUUCGGUUGGAUCUUAUUUCAUAUCCAUGCCAACCCAGGCGGGGCGCAAGGCUGUUGUAAUUUUCCCGCCAGACGAGGAGUCCUUGAAGGACAUUCACUGCAUGCUGGCUGGAGGGGACUUUAACGAGAAGCCACACGUUCAAACCGUCCGCCAUACUUGUACUAUGCCGAAUGGGGAAUGCAAACUGUUCCUGCAGUAA